AUGUGCUGCCCUUGCUGGGCAGGGGAAGUGGUGGUGUCUUGUGCGAUUUGCAGAAAGUACGUUCCGCUGCCCAACAGGCCUCAAGUGAAGCUAGGCUCCAGCGCCGGUGUCUUCAAUGCCCAACUUCAAGCUGAUCUCUUUAUGUGCAAGGAGAUCUGGAUCCUUCUGAUCAUCGACGAGGCCACACGGUACAAGCGGCAUCCUCGCGGAACCCCAAGGACUGUGCCGAGAUCGAUGAGCUCGCUGAGGCUGAGAAUGUCGUCACUGGGACUUUUCCCAGAGCAGAAUAUUGGACCCGAAUGCCUGCAUGAUCGAAAGCAGCUGAGUCACCGUGACGAAAGCCGAGUGGCUGCUCCUUACCCAAGGAAACUGGCGUUUGCCUUGGAAAGUCGCAUCGUUGCCGCAAAGAAAGCGACUGACACCCUUGUGCGUGUCUAUGAUUGGGUGUGCUUGCCAAUGAGCCUGCAAAUGAGUUGUGUGAACUUGGCUGCUUGGAUUUGA
Symbiodinium sp. CCMP2592 is the source of this 501-nucleotide messenger RNA. The record is from the annotation of a GenBank genome assembly. Lineage: Eukaryota; Dinophyceae; Suessiales; Symbiodiniaceae.